CGUUUUACAGAUGAAAACUUCGGCUGCAACCUCGCUAGUGAAAUCGAUCAAUAUUUUCUUUUUAUGCAUAAUAUAGAGUUUUAACCGAUACAGAUUCGAAAGAUGAAAGAUAACUUGCCUCAUGUCUCCGGUCGUUGUCUUUCUAAUAUCAUUUACAUUCAUCAAACUGAGUAGACAACACUCUACCGAUCCAGAAUCAUUUCGUGCUUAUUUCCGUCUGCAAUGGACGGACCGUGUUCCGAGUAGCGAAAUGAGAGCGGAUGACGACGAGAGUAAACGAACGCCUCCUCUAAUGUUUAUAAAAUGAACAAUUUACAGUUAAUUUUAUUAUUUAAAUUCGUUAAUUAAAAUUCUCUUUAUUUAUCUUAAUCGACGUAAAGUUAACUUUAGUAUUAUUUGACAUUUACAUUGAUUUGAGUGUGAGAGUAAAUGAAAUGUGACUUCGACGUUUCGUUCGGUAAACGAGUCGAGGAGGUUCGCAUGGAGAUAAGUUUAAAAAAUAUUUAAUUAAUAUAAAUCAUUUUUUUAAGUAUGACUUAUUUAACUUCGUGGGAAGAUUUUGCUAAAGCUGCCGAAAGACUUUACUUGGCAGAUCCAAUGAGAGUACGUUUUAUUAUGAAAUAUCGCCAUUGUGACGGAAAAUUAGUUGUAAAAAUUACAGAUGAUCAAGUAUGCCUUCAAUACCUUACAGAACAUGCUCAGGAUGUUAAGAAGAUAGAAAAACUGACUAGUUUGUUAAUGAGACAUAUGGCUUCUAAAGAAAAAUAACAUUAUCUCGCAUUUAAAUGAUGAGACAUUUUGUAUAUACUUGCAUAUUAAAAGUUUAUAAAUGAAAAGAUUAAUGCUUUUUCACUUCAUUAUGUAAUACAAUAAAAUAAUUACUGUAAAAUAAUAA
Molecule: messenger RNA, 895 nt
Organism: Centruroides sculpturatus (bark scorpion)
Lineage: Eukaryota; Metazoa; Arthropoda; Arachnida; Scorpiones; Buthidae
Gene: Srp9
Product: signal recognition particle 9 kDa protein-like
Exons: 3
Coding region: 532-768 (78 amino acids)
Biological process (GO): SRP-dependent cotranslational protein targeting to membrane; negative regulation of translational elongation
Cellular component (GO): signal recognition particle, endoplasmic reticulum targeting
Molecular function (GO): 7S RNA binding
Source: RefSeq, a predicted model, not a curated record